Messenger RNA from Quercus robur (English oak), 781 nucleotides. Its product is annotated as 40S ribosomal protein S19-3. NCBI's taxonomy places the organism in Eukaryota, Viridiplantae, Streptophyta, Magnoliopsida, Fagales, Fagaceae. Gene Ontology annotation, biological process: translation; ribosomal small subunit assembly. The coding region runs from base 112 to 543 and encodes 143 amino acids. The transcript has 4 exons. Gene Ontology annotation, cellular component: cytosolic small ribosomal subunit; ribosome. The record is from RefSeq and is a predicted model, not a curated record. Gene Ontology annotation, molecular function: RNA binding; structural constituent of ribosome.
UCUCAAGUUCUUCCUUCCUCUCUCUCUCUCUCUCUCAAACGCUCACAUCUUGUAGAGUUGUAGGAGGCACGCCGCGGCAGAAGCAGCAGCAAGACCCAGAAGCAGCAGAAAAUGGAGACUGCGAGAAAUGUGAAAGACGUGUCCCCCCACGAGUUCGUCAAGGCCUAUGCCGCUCACCUCAAACGCUCUGGCCAUGUCGAACUCCCUGAAUGGACCGAUCUUGUCAAGACAGCAACAUUUAAGGAGCUUGCUCCAUAUGACCCUGAUUGGUACUACAUUAGAGCCGCUUCCAUGGCAAGGAAGAUCUACUUGAGGGGGGGUCUUGGUGUUGGUGCAUUCAGAAGGAUCUAUGGAGGAAGCAAGAGGAAUGGCAGUCGUCCACCUCAUUUCUGUAAAAGCAGUGGUGCCAUUGCUCGUCACAUACUUAAGCAAUUGCAGAACAUGAAUAUUGUUGAGAUUGACACAAAGGGUGGGAGGAAGAUCACAUCCACUGGUCAGCGAGAUCUUGACCAGGUUGCUGGACGGAUUGCAGUUGCCCUUUAGAGAGAUUAAUGCAGGCGUGCUGAGGAUUAAAAGACUCUUGAGAACUUUAGAAUGUAGUUGUUUGAAGUCGAUAUAAGAAGACAUUGUUAUUUUUUUAUUUUCUCAUUUGGCUUCAAUACUUUUUUGAUGAACGUGGCUUCUAGGAGAGUUCACUAUGCUGGUUGUUUUCACUUUGUUGUCCUAUUGCUAAACCUAUUUUUUGAUAUUAUUAAUCAUUAAAUGGCUUAUAUUUUGGUUU